AGAGAGAUUUUAAACCCGGAGACAAUGGAGUCAUCCUCCUCCUGCUCCUCCUGCUCCUCCUGAGCAGCAGCACGGGUCAGCCUCUGGAGUCUAGUUAGGAGCACUUCUCUUGUUUCCUGGAGCUGGAGUCAUGUCUGUGCUGGAUUCUUCUCUGUGAGGAUGGAGUCGUCAUGUCUGGACCUGGCUCUGGAGGGGGAGCGUCUCUGUAAGACUGGAGACUAUCGUGCCGGCGUGUCUUUCUUCGAGUCGGCCAUCCAGGUCGGAACCGAGGACCUUCAAAUCCUCAGCGCCAUCUACAGCCAGCUGGGAAAUGCCUACUUUCACCUACAGGAGUAUAACAAAGCCCUGGAGUACCAUCAGCAUGACCUCACGCUCACCAGAACCAUUGGAGAUGAACUUGGCGAGGCCAAAGCCAGCGGUAACCUUGGGAACACAUUAAAACUUUUAGGACGUUAUGAGGAAGCGGUGGUUUGUUGCCAGCGACAUUUGGAAAUUACGAAGGCCAUAUAUGAUAAGGUUGGGCAGGCUCGGGCGCUGUAUAAUUUCGGGAACGUUUACCACGCCAAGGGGAAGAGCAUCUGCUGGACUGGAGCUGAGCCAGGAGAGUUCCCAGAGGAGGCCAGGAUCGCGCUGAGGAAAGCUGCACAGUACUACGAAGCGAACCUGUGCCUGGUGAAGGGGUUGGGCGAUCGAGCAGCCCAGGGUCGAACCUAUGGGAACCUUGGAAAUACUUAUUAUCUGCUGGGUGACUUUGAAAAUGCAGUGGCUGCACAUGAAAAGCGGCUGCUCGUCGCUAAAGAGUUUGGGGAUAAGUCUGCUGAGAGGAGGGCCCAUUGUAACCUCGGCAACGCCCACAUAUUCCUCAGUCAGUUUGAAGUGGCGGCUGCUCACUACAAGAGAACGCUGCAGCUGGCCAGGCUUCUGAAGGACCGAGCCGUGGAGGCCCAGGCCUGUUACAGUCUGGGCAACACCUACACGCUGCUGCAGGACUUUGAGAGAGCCAUUGAUUACCACCUCAAACAUCUGGUCAUCGCUCAGGACCUCAACGACAGAGUUGGUGAAGGAAGAGCGUAUUGGAGUCUAGGAAAUGCCCACACCGCCCUGGGGAAUCAUGAGCAAGCCAUGUACUUUGCUGAGAAACAUCUGGAAAUUGCCAAAGAGACCGGAGACAAAAGUGGCGAGGUCACAGCCAGGAUGAACCUGUCGGACCUGCGGCUGGUUGUAGGCCUGAAGUCCACCUCUAACAUCCAUCCCAACAUCUUCCGCAACACAAAUAUGAAUAACUCACCUCUGCCAGUGAGCUACCAGGGUAACACAAACUUCACAGGGAUGAUGUCUCCGUUAAGGGAGAGAGGAAGUGCAGAGAACCUGAAGCUGAGUCCGAGUCCUGACAAAAAUCAACCUGCAGACUCACCAGCACAGCCAGGCUUGGAGGAGGACACAUUACCCAGCUCUUCAAAAAACAACACAAUCAAAGCUUCCACUAAACUCUUCCUCUUCCAUCGGCUGAAAAGCAAGAAGCACAAGAGCAACAAAUCACCUCCUAAAGAACAACGGGAAAUUCGAAGCGAGCACACAACAGCAGAGCAGGAAACACCGGUGUCCAUCAAGGCAGGAUCGCGGGACACCAUCGGAGAGGACGGCUUUUUCGACCUCCUCUCUCGUUUCCAGGGCAGCCGAAUGGACGACCAAAGGUGCUGUCUACUGGAUGGCCAGAGCCAUCUCCCCGCCCAUUCCUCUCCCUCCUCCACCCCACCCGUAGCUGAAAGGAAAUCUAUUUCGGCACGCGAACCACCAUUGCAGGAUCCUGGUCAUUUCCUGGAGCUGCUGGCCAGCUCCCAGGCCCGUCGUCUGGACGACCAGCGAGUCAACCUGAGCCAUUUUCCUGGCUUACGUCUCAGCACCUUCAGCCCGCCGCGUACACCCUCCACCUCCAGCGCAGAAGUCCCCACACAAGCCCCCACCUCCAGCACAGAUACCCCUCAGACACCCUCCCUGUUCAGUCGACUCGAGGCGAGUGCUGAGCAGCCCGAAGGCGACGACGUCUUCUUCGACAUGCUCGUUAAGUGCCAGGGGUCCAGACUUAACGACCAGAGGUGCCCUGCUCCACCUUCUGCUCAAUCCUCUACAUCUAAGGGCCCGACGGUUCCAGACGAGGAUUUUUUCAGUCUCAUCCUGCGUUCCCAGUCCAACAGGAUGGAGGAGCAGCGAGUCCAGCCGCCCCCUGGCGUUACCCAAACCAAACUAGACUGACCCCAUGCAGCGAUUUGUGAUGUUACCUCAGGACCCUUAUGAAGUAACCAAGCUUUUUUUAUUGUAACCACAUGACCCUUGAUUCCUGCCUUUUGGAGUUGUCCUGACAACAUUCACAUGAGAAUGCCAAGAAUACAAGUGACAUUAUGAGGAAUUAAGGUGUCAAAUAACACAGAACUGGUCAUUGUGACUGUGAAAUCAUGGGAAAUGUAGCUUUUCAGGCUUUUAGGAAAUACCAGGGUCAACCGUCUCUGUGCCGACUGCUUUUAUCAGACACUUUGGGACCAGUGAUGUCCGUCUGCUCUGGAGGCUUGCAUCAAGUCGCUCGUACAAACUGUGGGUUGUUCAGUUGCUUUAAGGAUAUAAGCCAAUCUGAAGGAAUUUCUGCUUUACGAUGGUGGAGCAAAGUGGAACAUCAUUGACCUCUGACCUCUCCAGCAACUCGUCACAGAUGAUCAAAUGAAAGAACUUCUUCAGGGAAAUAAAGGUUCACGUCCAUCCUUACUGCUCCACCGGUGACCAGUGGAGCCAUUUAUAGAAGCUACUUCUGGAUAUUGCUUUUGAAGACUGUAACACGGACAGUUUUAAUGUUUAAGGUUGUGUAAGUGGAGCAUCAUUGCCAUGAAGUGAAAUGGGAUUUUUUUCUUCUAUGUAACAAGAUUUUACAGAUGAUUAACUAGUGAGGAAAAGAAAUGUUAUUUUAACCUUUAUACUGAUACGUUCUCCUGACAAUGGAGAAAUAAAAUCUCAUGAAUUUA
Molecule: messenger RNA, 3011 nt
Organism: Paralichthys olivaceus (Japanese flounder)
Lineage: Eukaryota; Metazoa; Chordata; Actinopteri; Pleuronectiformes; Paralichthyidae
Product: G-protein-signaling modulator 2-like
Biological process (GO): establishment of mitotic spindle orientation
Cellular component (GO): cell cortex
Molecular function (GO): GDP-dissociation inhibitor activity; G-protein alpha-subunit binding
Source: RefSeq, a predicted model, not a curated record